UUUAGAGAGAGAAAAAAAGUACAGCUGUUGUCCCAAUCACUGUGGCGGGCAUACUUAAUGCACAAUAUCAAUCUGAUGUAGACGCUUUUGUACUGAAUGAAGCUUCAAUGCACCAGGUAUUGUUUCUUGAUGUUCUUAACCCCUCGUUUAUCCAUUGAAAAUGUUUUUGUUGCUUCAGAUCCUGCUUCCAAACUUGCAUGUUUUUGUAAAAAUAGAAAAUACCAACUUAUUCUGUGUUAACUUAUUAACAACUUAUUAUUCUGUGUUGUUCUAUUAAUAAAAGCUUGAUUUUCUAAGGCUGAGAAACGCUAUUUCGUGCAUUCUUAAUCCUAAUCCUAACCCUAAAAGUUUAAAAAUAGUAACUCCCCCUAAAACUUGACUCAUGUAUUGAGCUUUCAAAUUGAUAUCUUGUCAAUUGAAUGUAAAUAUUGAAAAGCUAGCUGACCAUUAUUAGCCAAUGUCAGAGCAUCAGCACAUUUGAUCAGACAUUUGUCGGACCCAAGCGAAAUGGGCAUUUCCAGCUAUAGACUAAAUUUUGAUCUAGGCAAGAAGAACAAAAUCCAUCACCACAGCUGGAAAGAGCAUGUUGAAAUUAGUAAAAUUGCAAAGUUUGGUUGCGAAACGUUGUAAAAUGAAGAAAAUAUAGCCCUACGAAAUUUGCAAAUUUUAUAUUAAUUUGUAUUACGCACGGGAAUUUGCACCACUUUCGGCCCAAAUGUGGUGCAUUUUCCCGUGCGUAUACAAAUUAAUACAAAAUUCGCAAAUUUCGCAGAGCUAUAUUUUCCGCAUUUUACAACAUUUCGUGCCCAAACUUUGCGAUUUUACUAAUUUUAACAUGCUCUUUUCAGCUGUGGUGAUGGAUUUUGUUCUUCUUGCCUUGAUCAAAAUUUAGUCUAUAGCUGGAAUUGCCCAUUGUUAUAAUCCACGCUGUUGUCUGGACGGUUGCACGAAGUUGUCAAGGCCUCAGCAUGAUUUACUUUCUCUAACAUUAUCGCUUUGUGUUCCCAGGUGACUUUCAUUGGUAUGGUGUCGUCAGUUACGGAGAAUCGAACACAUUUGUCGUUUGAAAUUGAUGAUUUGACUGGAGGAAUUGUCUCAGUCAAGCGUUGGCUUGAUCAAGAUGUAUGUACAUGAUGUUUGUGAUGUUACUCUGAGUGUGCGUCCACACCGGGCAAGCUGAAAAGUUUGCCUGACCACGGUGUGAAACGAACCUGCGAGUCCAAUGCUCUACCAACUGAGCUACGAGGUCAAGUCGGUUCAAGUUGGUGAUAUUUCGGAACUGAGUCUAGUUCCUUCGAUAUCAUUGUAUUCUAAGAUAUGAUACCUUGGAGUAUUAUAAGUAUAACCCAGUUGCACGAGGAAAUAUAGUGGCAUAAAAAACAUGGGAAAUCUCCGUAAAUGUUAACAUGCACUAAUAAAGCAGUAAGGAAUGAGCUAAAUAACCCUGCCCGGGCAGUGCAAUUGUGCACAGGGCCCGGGCAGUGCAAUUGUGCACACGGAGCAAGGUAACAGCAAAUGACGCUGGCAAUAGCUGCGGGAUUCCAAAUGAGCAAUGAGGUACUGACAAACAACACUAAUGAUAAUGAUUCGUGUUGCAGGCCUAAGGCAAUGCUAUAUUGAUAGGGCAACACUGCAGAGAUAAGACAAGGCUAUAGGCACAAGGCAAUGCAACAGGGAAAUGCAAUGCUAUGGAGGAGGGGGGGGGGGGGCUGUAGAUAUAAGGCAGUUGGGAUAAGACACUGUUUAACGCUACAAUGAUAAUGUUGCAGGUCUAAGGCAAUGCUAUAGUGAUAUGGCAACACUGUAGAGACAAGGCUAUAGGGAUAAGGCACAGCAAUAGGCUAAGGCAACAUGGCAUGUACGCACGCACCACCAGCAAACUGGACCGAUAUGUAACAGGCAUAUGGGGGAAAUGAUAACCGGAUAAUAACCGAACACUAAUGGUGAUACUUGGUCAAUACUUCACUAUCCGGAUCCGGCACAUCUCUAGCAAUCUGUAACCUUGAGUAAACAUUUCCAAAUAUGAAUACUAAGGGAAUUGUUGGGUGGUAACAAAAGGAGGCACAUGUCAAAUUUAAAUUGAUCAAUCAAUACGAUCAAUCGAUAUUAAUCCAUUGUCAAUAACGAUUAAUCGAUUAUGAAAAUGAACCGGUGGGUGCAACUCUAGAAAAGCUUAUGAAUAUUCCCACAGAAGAGGGAGGGGCGGGCUCGUGCAAGUACAGUAUCUAGCAAGCAGCAGAGCACACAUGACAUCUAAUGUAAGUGUGCCCACCUUUAUAUAGGCAUGACGUCAACAACCCCUAGAUCUGUCGCUGGGUCCCCCCAAUAACACUCUCACGCCAUCUGUCAACUAUCUUUAUUGCAUAAUUCCAUAUGUAAAUAUGUAAACAAAGCGAGUGCACCAUAGCCACCUCUGAGGUUAACCGCCACCUAUAAUUUAGGGCGCUUUCCAUUAACACGGCCAGACCGCUCAGAACGGUCAAAUUGUUGAAUGGAGCACAAAACGUUUGGGCUUGGGCCUAUAUCUGGCCGGAGAAUUUAGAUAAAAUUAGAAUGAGGUCCAUUUUCGCUAGAUAUUUGAGAAACAUAGACCAGAUCUUUCCAUUGAUACAGAGGAAAAAAUUCGGGUCUGACCAGUCAGGCCAUUAAAUGGAAAGCGCCCUUAGAAGUAUUUUUUGUGCGAGUUAUUGUGCAGCUAUUUAGACAAUUUAAUGUACUCUUUUGUAGGAGAAUGCUGAAGAAUACGAACGAGCCAGGUUCAGGUAAUUUGUUUUGUUCAUUAGCGAAACCUACAAUGCCCAACAUGGCGUGCUAUGGAGUUUGUUUCUGUUACUAGAGGUGCGCCAAUGCAGGAUGCGAAUAUUCAAGAUUUUUAGUUGUACUUCCUUUCAUAGGCUGAUUUACUUGGGGGGGGGGGGGGGUUAAUCCCCCUAGAAUCUCUCUAACCCCUCUUAUAAAGUGUUCAACUUUAUACGUUCAACAGUAUGUGUUCAACAGUCUUUAACCCUAACGCCUAACCCUCCUUUUAAACGUACAGUAAGAUAAUCGUUUAGUAACCUGAAACUAAGAUUUAGAACAAGAAAGAGCAAAUUUACAAAAAUAUAAUCAACUAGUAAUGUGAUGUUGUAUUGUUGUCACUUGCUUACAUUGUUGGAAUGUCGUAGCUUGACCCAUAAUCCCCUUCUUUUCGUGGGGACCUACUGUAACUCGAAUCGUAAAAUCGGACUUUUGGUGAUCGAGUAAUUGAUCACAAUUAAAAUAGCUCGGUCGCAGGGUGCGAUAAUUCACGUACUUACGUACCGGAGGUACGCUAAUAUUACGGUACUCUUGCUAUCUGCGUACUUACUUACGCGGAACUCUUGCUAUCUGCGUACUUACUUUUUGCUGGCACCAUAUGACCUUUCCAAGCUCAAGGUAUUUAGUACCGUAAUUUAGUUGGCAUAUCAUGGUCUGAGAUGUCUCGGCAUAAAACAUGAUUGGACUGAUGGCACUAUACAAAUGCUGGCGUCGAAUUUUUGUCUAUGCGUGUAAUUGUGCUUCUUGUUUUAACUCGUAGCAGGGUUCGUAGAAAACGUGAAAGUCCUUGAAUGUCCUUGAAUGUCCUUGAAUGUCCUUGAAUGUCCUUGAAUUUGAAAACAAAAAUUCAAGGAUUUGAAUAUCCUUGAAUUUGUAAAGAAGUACUUAAGAGUCCUUAAAUUCUUCUUGCUUACUUUAGUUUACGGAUAUUUUUUGAAAUAAUAAUUGUUUGACAUUCGAAACGGAUAUUUUGUUGAACUGAUUUUGCAUGUUCAUAUCGGACAAAGCUGUAAUUUUACAGAUUUCUAACGCCUUCUCUUCAGUAUUUAGUCCUUGAAUUUGCUGAUACAUGACCUUGAAUGUCCUUAAAAAGUCCUUGAGUUUGACUCUUCCUGACAUGGACGAACCCUGUCGUAGUUUGAAUAUACUUAAUCUCAGCCCCUGUAUUUUGUAUACUUUAUUUUAAAGACUAAGUACACAUCGAGUAUUGAGUUUGUACUAGCGCAAAUACGGCAAUGAUCAUUGGCGUACCAGUCAGGUACAGUAGGUACGACUAAAAAUCUUGAAUUAUCGCACUCUGUCGUGGUGACAUUUCCAUUUCUUUGCAUGGGGUCUUUGUAGUAUUGUUGAAAUUUGUUCGCGUUUUGCUCUAUAAUUUAACAUGUGAUUUUAAAAUGUGUUCACAUGCUUUCCUUCAUACCUGGUGAUACACAGUUGACAUUGCCCCAGUGUCCCGACACUGGCUGUAGUGUAAACGGUUAGUCGAAUCUAGAAACUUUAGCGAAUCCGGAAUCAUUCGCUAUGGUGUAAACGAGGUCUUAUUUUCAUCUUUCUUUUUUCAUUUUCCCUGCUAGGGAAGACACCUACGUUCGUGUGUUUGGUUAUAUUAAACGUCUUGAUGAUGAUAAGAAACACGUUGUCGCUUUCGCUAUGCGCCACGUGACAGACUUUAAUGAAAUAACCUUUCACAUGUAUGAUGUUAUUCACGCCGCGCUUUCCAUGCAAAAGGUAUGUAAUUUAUCUAAGUAUAUGUGCAAUUCGCCAUAUUCGGAAAGUUCAACAUUAUGCCAGAGAGGAAUAAUAUGAUUAAUGCACAAGAUAUUGUUCCAUCUGCUUGAACUAUAAAUAUGGGUAAAUCCACUUCGAAAAGGUUGUGUGCUAGACACCCACUGUAGAGAAGUCCAGCAUCACCCUAACAAAUCUGCUCGACCAGAUAUUUUCUGCUUUGAAUAGCGAUUAGCGGAACUUCAAUCUUCUGUUAACGCUUUCGAUUUCUUGAAACGAUUUAAUUGAUUUGUAAGUUUACGAGAAAAUACUCAGAAAAUACUCAUGCUUUAGUUAAAUAUCUUGAUUAAUAUCUAAAACAUGUCGAUGUUGUUAUGCAGCCAUGUUUUCAAAUAUACUGUACUUUAACAAGCAAAUUUAUUGUACUGUUGCCACGGCAACUGUCCGGUCACCCAAACGUGACAAAAAGCCGAUAAACUUUGUAAACAAAAUCUAUUGUAAAACGUAACAGAACGGCGAACAUGCAGAUUCGGCCAUCGCAAAUAAUGGUAAUGUUGGGAUAGUACCGUUGCAGACUACAGGGGAGAGUAGACAGUAAGGUUUCCUCAUGCACCACCCGAUGGAAUACCUGCACUUUGCGGAUGAGGCUAGAUCCUCCCCUGCAACCAAUCCUGACUGAUUUCAUGCUGCAAUAUGUGUACCUGUCAUAUAAGAACCACUUCAGCCUGUCAACAAAAAUAGUGGUUCUUUUAUGCGUGUUUUUUAUACCCAUGGCCGUUGUCAUGACAAAGUAAUAUCAGUCCAGAAAUACCAGAAUUAGUCAGGCAGAUAGAGGAUCAAAAUUAUGGAAAACUUACUUUAUCGUGGGACAAUUCCAUUUUGCCUUCAUAUUGUGCCCUGAAGGCUAGUAAGUACGUUUCUGUAUGUUGGCCGCGUUAAAAUUUCUUCUGGGUUCCUGCCGACACGUUUUUCUUCGAAUUUUGUAUUAAACUCUAUUACAGUUAAAAAAUGUAAAAUUUCUGAUACAUUUCUAAUACCAAUGACUUGCAUCAAUAGAAAGCUAACAAAAAACUACAUAUAAGACAUUUAAAUGGUUAGUUGGGAUUUUCAAGCGGUUUUCGAGUUAUUGCCGUUUCAAAUGUGAAAAAUAAGCCAAAAUCUCGCAAAAUUCCUGGGUACUAGUCUGAAAACACGCAUUCAACAACUCAUAACUCAAGAAGAACUUGAAAAACCCGGGUAACCGUUUAAAUGUCUUAUAUAUAGUUUUUUGCCAGCUUUCAAAUUAUGUAAGUCAUUUGUGUUAGGCAUGUAUUUGAAAUUUCACAUUUUUUAACUGUAAAAGAGUUUAAUACAAAAUUCGAAGAAAAACGUGUCGACAGGAGCACACAAGAAAUUUUAACGCGGCCAACAUACAGAAAAGUACUUACUAGCCUUCAGGGCACAAUAUGAAGGCAAAAUGGAAUUGUCCCUCGAUAUGGUAAGUUUUUUCCUUCUAUCUGCCCGACUAAAUAUGCCUAUACCGUAUAUAAAUUUCCGUAUUUAUUUCUGUUGCAGCGUAUGAAGGAGGAAGCCACCACUCCUGACACCACCACCAAUUUUGGAAACAACAAUUCGUUCACUGCUCAAAGAGAUCAAUUUGGGCCACAAACUGGAAGCAUGUCCAAUGCUCAGAAAAGGGUAUUAAACAAUUUCUAUGUUUUUAUAUAAUGAUCUAUUCUCAGACUAUUAAAUGUUUUAUUUAUACAACACUUCGAACUGUUUACGCUGGCAUGUACGGAACCCCGAUUUCCGCCUAGACGUUCUCCUUAACACGCGGGCUGUAUACCCGGAAAGUGUAAGGCAUUCAGGUAACUGGUGAUCACGCAUGUGGAGGAGCACUGGAAGAAUGUAACGCCUUACAUUUUUUGGUUAUACAGCACGCAUGUUAAACUAAGUUCGUCUCCGGAAGAGAGUGCUAAUUCAGCCAAAAUUAUGUCGAUAUGUCCUUAGCCAUAAGGCCAUAACCUUCGAAAGUUUUUAAGUUGUCCUUCUGACAGACAGGCGAACUACCACACACAAGCAAACCGAGAUGAAAAAACCUGGCAGCAGUGAAUGUCAGCAUUUUAUUUGUGAAUAAUUUUUAGGUUUACGAAAUGGUGAACCAAGCUAAGUCACAAGAAGGAAUAUACGUCGGUGAUCUAGUGAAAAGAUUGAACAUGCCUGAGCAGGGUGUACGGUAUGUGCCCUGUAUUGUAAAAGGUCUUGAACAUAAGCUUAGACUACAAUCUUCCGGAAAAUGCGAUAUGAGCUCCACCUUUGAAUUUACAAAAUAUGAGUAAAUUGUUAAACACGUCCGAAAUUAUCAAUACAAUAAGUACACCUUUUCUGUAAUUACGUCAUGAAUUCGUUCUUAGCCUGUGUAAAUGAGAACCUGAUUAGCUUCUUUAAUUAAGUAGUUUUUUACGCAUUGCCCCCCAAUAGAUGUUCUGCCCCAGUCCGUAUAUUAGGUCUAAUAAUGGACCUAUCACCUAAUGAACAAAAUUUUGAUCUAGACAAGUCUAGACAAAAAUUUCAUCACAACUUGAAAGAGCAUCACAAAAUUAGUAAUAUUCCGAAGUUUCGUUGCGAAAUGUUGUAAAAUGCGGAUAAUAUAGCCCUGCGAAGUUUGCCGUUUUUCAGUCAUUUUGUAUUACGGACAGAAAAUUGAUACCGCUUUCUGAAAAAAGGUAUCAAUUUCCCAUGCGUAAUACAAAAUACAGGGUGUAUCUAAACAUUUAUAUACAAAUGUUGGGCACACUCAGAAUAGCAUCAUCUCGCAUAACUUCGCCUGCAUGGUGUCUGCAUGUCAACGCCUUGCCGAAAGUUGUGGGUUUUCUCCGGGCUCUCUGGUUUCGUCCUCCCAUAGUUAGGAAAGUAAUAUUACGAUUGUAAGAUUGUUGUAAAGAUAAAUACUGAUCAUGUAGUCUAGGCAAAGUAUGUAAUACAGGUACGCGUCAUUACUGGAUGUUUAAUGAAGUUGAAUAUGUUGGAAAGAGACAGAUAGUUAAAAUCGAACAACUGGCAACUUAGAUCGCGCUCGCUGUUCGCGUUUCGUUCGAGGCCGACUUGUGGCAAGUCUACUGCCGUAAUGGCAACUAAGCAAGACAACAAUAACUUGGAACACAUUUUUGUGGCAUAUAUUUUGGGCAGAGAAGUGCUCGAAAACAGUUCCGGCCGAACUGUCUAGAGGCUCUCGCUAACCUAAGUUUUAUCUAGAGAAACAGGCGAAUCUCUAGACUGCAGAGGGCAUGCUUGACUCUGUGCAUGUCGUUCAGCGAGUUGAGACCUACAGUAGUUGGACUGGUGAACAACUAUUGGUAUAGGGCACAUUACCCAGGGUACUCAAAGCUGGCUGAGGAUACAUGCAAAAACUGUAGGUUGUUCUAGAGGAACAGGCGGACCUCUAGAUAACAGGGGAACAGGCGAACCCCCGUUCAGAUCCGUCAGGCCGUCGACAUUGAGACCUAGUUGGACUGGUGAACAACUAUUGGUAUAGGUCACAUUACCCCAGGCCGCAACUGAUAACCUGACUGAUCACAUCGAGUCUCUAGGACUGCUCAUUCAGGUCUUCAGUGCGACCUGAAUGAGCAGUGAUUGCGCUUCACGUAGUGAAGUGUUGUCCAUCGUACAGCACUUCCCUGCCAGUAUAUAAUUAUUUAUUGCAUUUCUUCACAUAAGUGGGUUACAAAUCUAUGAGUAACGUGCUUAGCUAUAUACAGGAAUAUUCAUUUUUCUAAUUAACAGUCCUUACAACACGCCAUAUUAUAGAGACGCAGAUUGGUGUACAUGAUUAUUGGGAGGUGGGUGGGUUUUUUAAAUUUCCACUUUGCCAAGGUUUGGUCCCUUAAAUUAUUAGCCAAAACUUUUGCCAGAGAUGUUAACGCACUGGCUAAAGUCUUGCGAAUGAGCAGUGCACGUCGGCACUGCGAUCAAAAGUCUUUGCGCAAAGAGGGGGGCCAUUGUACGUAUGCACGUGAAGGAAAAACCUUCAGGAUAAUUUCUGAUUGGUUAAUCCCAAGUUUGCAUCAGUUGUUCACAUGCCUAGCAGCCAAAGUUCGAUCUUUAUCUGAUAUUUUGUAAUAUUAACAGGACUAGAAAACGGUUCCCUUGUUCUGCCAAGGUACUUGGACCUUGUACGUAUCUUGUACGGAUUAAUUGCUGUGACGCAGAUGCGUUGGCAGACUGAAAACACCCUCGGGCAGAUAGAACCUUCUAGAACAUAUUACUCCAUUAACCGCAAUUUAUAGCUUUGCUUAAAUUGAUUAUAUUCCGUCACUGAAAAGCCCCAAUGGUGAGUGAACUGGUUAAUGCGUGUAUGAAUUUUCCGUGCCGCGAAUUUUCCGUGUGUAAAGGGCCUUGUAUAUGUCUUGUAUAACCUCUAUCGAAACCUUCCCUACAAGCGUAAUGCUAAGAAUGGAAUGCAUGAUGGUCAUAUUUUGAAGUUUCACUCACAAUAAUCAUCUUGUUUGGAUUAUUAUUUUGCAGAGAGGCCCUCGAACACCUGAGCAACGAAGGCCAUAUCUAUUCCACGACAGACGACGACCAUUUCCGAUCCACGAAUUCAGCCGACGAAUAAAUAGGUAAUAUAUAUGUACCAUUUUCAUUCACAUACCCUGGAGAGAUAUUGGACAGAUAUGUUCCGUUGAAAACAGAUACUAGAACUCCAUUGGCAUCAGUUGUGUGCGUCAUUUCAAAGACUGUAAGAAAUAGUGUAAAUAAUGAUAUUACAUAUGGUCAAUCAAGAUAUGGUCUGGAAAGUGGGCAAAAGUCCUUUUUUUUUUAAUUUUUAACUCUGUGUGCAUGGGCAUAUAUGACGAUUUGGUGGGCACUGGGACGAAAUUAUGAAUAGUAUUAACAUGGCCUCAAAAAUCGUGGAAAAUGUUAAUCCGGUCAGGUGGGAUGAAGCGUUCAUAUGGAAACCUGAAAUCCCACCCAUUUCUCAUAUUAGUCAGGCAGAUAGAGGAUCAAAAAUGAAAGAAAAAAACUCACCAUAUAUCGGGGGACAAUUCCAUUUUGCCUUCAUCUUAUGUCUUUAAUUAAGGCUGAUAUUCUGUAUGUUGGUGGCGUUCAAAUUUCUUUUGGGCUCCUGCCAUAGAUAUGUUAUAUACACUAGAUAGCGCAUCUCUUUUAGUAAAAUUGAAGCCAAGAAUAUUCCAGCGGUUACCACCAUUUGAUAGAUGGCGGCCAUGUUGGUAAUUCCCACUCGCUAAUAAACGCUUAAAAAAAACAACAAUAACUUUCAUCAUUUGAAUAGUUUAGAAAAGUUACCUUAAUGUUAACUUAAUGUUUAAGUUCCCUGUUUAAGAAAUAGAAAACAUACGAAUCUUCUUAUUUCAUGGGAAUAUCCUGAGUCUGCAAUCACGACUUCAAUUUUUGAAUUACAGAAUAAUUAGAUGCACUAUCUAGUGUAUAUAAGAUAUCUAUGGCUCCUGCCAACACGUUUUUUUUUCUUUGAUUUUCCUAUUACUCUAUAGCGUUAAAAACGUGAAAUUUCAGGUUCAUUUAGAGAAAAAAUAACUUGCAGCAUCAGAAAGCUUACAAAACACUACAUAUAAGACAUUUACGGUUACCUUGAUUUUUCAAGUUCUUCUUGAGUUACGAACUUUUGAAAACGUGUUUUCAGACUAGUGCCCAGGAUUUAUCGCGCUUUUUUGGCCUAUUUUUGACAUUUUGGAACAGCAACAACUCGAACAGAGCUUGAAAAAUCAAGAUAACCGUUUAAAUGUCUUACGUGUAGUUUUUUCAAUGUAAGCAUGGGCGUACCGGAAGGAAAAAAUUAGGGGGGCGGAAAGAAAAUUGCCCGACUUUUCGGGAUUCUGCCCGACUAGUACCAAAAAUUUUUUUCCGGAAAAAUUAUUUUGGCGACCUCCCCCCCCCCCAAAAAAAAUUUCGGCCAGUGUACCAUUUUAGGGGUCAAAAAAAUUUUCCGGACAACCAAUAUUUUCCGGAACAUAACACAAAUUUUCGAAAAAUCACAAAAUUUGCCAAAAAAUUGAGUUAAUUUUAGACAAAAUUGACAGAAUUUGUCCCAUUUUUUUUUAUUGCAAACCAAAAUUGCCCGACUGUUGAUCGAAUAUUGCCCGACUGCCCAAAAAACUGGGGGGGCUGCCGCCACCCCCCGCCCG
Molecule: messenger RNA, 10664 nt
Organism: Paramuricea clavata
Lineage: Eukaryota; Metazoa; Cnidaria; Anthozoa; Malacalcyonacea; Plexauridae
Source: the annotation of a GenBank genome assembly